Molecule: messenger RNA, 888 nt
Organism: Rhizophagus irregularis DAOM 181602=DAOM 197198
Lineage: Eukaryota; Fungi; Glomeromycota; Glomeromycetes; Glomerales; Glomeraceae
Source: RefSeq, a predicted model, not a curated record
ACACAAACUGGAGCAAGGAUUAUUCUUAAUACCGGGCAAAUUACAACUUUGACAAUCUCCGGAAAUUCAUCUGAAUUUAAAAAAGCCAAAAUUUUGAUAAGAGAUUUCCUUGAAAAAAAUUCUUUUAUUCCAAAAGUUUAUUAUCUUAUUUUGGACAGAUCAAUUUUGAAAAAUAAUGACAAACUUAAAUUUGUUAAAUUCCAUGAGGAAACUAUAGAAAUUAACGAUGAUGUCGGUGAUGGUGGUGAUAAUUCUUUGGAAGAUUCAGACAGAAAAGCCCAUUAUUUCGUUGAAUUUCUACAACAAAAUAAUGAGACCGACGAUGAUGAUGAUUCGAGCAAACCUGAAGAAUUCCUAAAUUUAAUUUCUCCAUGUCAUUUUAAUACUUUCAACAAAAUUGAAGAUUGUUUGGAAAGAUUAUAUUUAAAGAUAAAAACAACAAUUAAAAGAAGUUAUGCAUUUCCCGACCAAAUCGUCUUUAAACCUAAUAUAUACCUUGGCAAAGCCUUAUUUUCUGAUGUUAUUAAUCCUGAGGAUACUUUUGUUUUAAAAGAAUGGUAUAUGUUUAAUAUCUUAUCAGAACAUGGUAGUCGUGAAAGUAUUGAUGAUUAUACUUUUGAUGGUGAAUUUUACAAUAAUAAUACCGUUAAUACUGCAUUUCAUCAAGGCUCACUUCAAAUUAAAGAAAAUUUCAAAAUACUUGAACAAAAAUUUGAUUUCAAAUUGGACAGUGAACAAGUUGCCCAAGACAAAAACAAAGGAAAAAUAAGCAUUUUUUAUUCUCCUGGAGAAUUCAAGAGGAGAAAGAUAACAUUGCGAUGGAGCGAACGAGAAAAUAAAUGGAAAGUUACUGUUAACGCACAUGGUCUUAAUCGUUUAGGUGAGUGA